AUGUCCAGAAGAUAUCCUCGAUACGAUGAGGCGGACUGGGUGCUCGUGCUACAAGAUCUGGCCUUCUACCUUAAGCACGAGACAUGCUGGCAGGAUAUUGAUCCGACGCAAGUGCAGCCUGUGUACGCUUCUUACCCUAUGAGUAAGAGCCAAAGACUUACGUGGAACAGAGUAGCAAUGGAUCUUAUGCAUUGUGCUCCGACGACUUUCGUGAGCACUGCGAUGAAGAAACGAAAGUUGCUUGCACGGCAAAUCGCAACCAACUGCCCCACAGACGAAGACAAUGAUACGAAGCCGGCCUAUCUCAUUGAGGAAGCGACAACGAUGACGGCAGGCGCCGAUGAUGAAUCGCUAUUCGCGGACUUAUUCAAUGCGCUGAUUCAAUACCCGCCGUAUUAUGGCAUGGACUCUCCCGCCUAG
Molecule: messenger RNA, 420 nt
Organism: Zasmidium cellare ATCC 36951
Lineage: Eukaryota; Fungi; Ascomycota; Dothideomycetes; Mycosphaerellales; Mycosphaerellaceae
Exons: 1
Coding region: 1-420 (139 amino acids)
Source: RefSeq, a predicted model, not a curated record